Messenger RNA from Truncatella angustata, 1431 nucleotides. Its product is annotated as family 1 glycosyl hydrolase. The record is from RefSeq and is a predicted model, not a curated record. NCBI's taxonomy places the organism in Eukaryota, Fungi, Ascomycota, Sordariomycetes, Amphisphaeriales, Sporocadaceae. Gene Ontology annotation, biological process: carbohydrate metabolic process. Gene Ontology annotation, molecular function: beta-glucosidase activity. Bases 1 to 1431 code for a protein of 476 amino acids. The transcript is spliced from 2 exons.
AUGUCUCUCCCAUCGGAUUUCCAGUGGGGGUUCGCUACCGCUUCCUACCAGAUCGAAGGAGCCACCGAACAAGACGGACGAGGUCCGUCUAUCUGGGAUACAUUCUGCGCUACUGAUGGAAAGAUUGCCCAUAGCGCAGACGGCAAAACUGCGUGUGACUCUUACAACAGAACUGCGGAUGAUAUCAAACUGCUCAAAGACCUUGGCGCCAAAGUCUACCGUUUCUCACUUGCAUGGUCCCGUAUCAUCCCCUUGGGUGGCCGUAAUGACCCAGUCAACCAGAAAGGGCUUGAUCAUUAUGUGAAGUUUGUGGAUGACUUGCUCGACGCUGGUAUCACCCCUUUCAUCACGCUAUACCACUGGGAUGCUCCGGAUGAGCUUGACAAACGAUACGGAGGUCUUCUCAACAGGACCGAGUUCCCUCUGGAUUUCGAGAACUACGCUCGGAUUGUCUUCAAGGCUAUACCGAAAUGCAAGAAUUGGAUCACCUUCAAUGAGCCAUGGUGCAGCUCAAUCCUUGGGUACAGCACAGGCUAUUUCGCUCCUGGCCACACCUCUGACCGAACAAAGUCCCCAGUUGGGGACAGUGCAAGGGAACCUUGGAUUGUUGGCCACAACCUACUUGUUGCACACGGCAGAGCUGUCAAAGUAUACCGAGAUGAGUUCAAGCCAACCAACGGUGGGCAAAUCGGCAUCACUUUGAACGGCGACUACACAUACCCUUGGGACCCUGAGGACCCUGAAGAUGUCGAGGCCGCAAAUCGAAAGAUUGAGUUCGCUAUCUCCUGGUUCGCCGAUCCUAUCUACUUUGGCAAAUACCCUGACUCCAUGCUCAAGCAGCUUGGUGACCGCUUGCCGACAUUCACGGAUGAAGAGAAGGCUUUAGUCCAAGGAUCGAACGAUUUCUACGGCAUGAAUCACUACACUGCGGACUAUGUUAAGCACAAGUCUGGCACUCCGGCAGAGGACGAUUUCCUUGGAAAUCUCGAGACCACUGCUUUUGCCAAAAAUGGCGACUGUAUUGGUGACGAAACACAGUCCUUCUGGCUGCGGCCCAACCCUGAAGGCUUCCGUGCCCUUAUCAACUGGUUGAGCAAACGAUAUGGUUACCCAACAAUCUAUGUUACCGAGAACGGUACUAGUAUCAAGGGUGAAAACGACCUGGGGUUCCCGGAGAUCCUGGAAGAUGAUUUCCGUGUCCGUUACUUCAAAGAUUACGCCAAUGCUUUGGCAAAGGCCGUUUCAGAAGAUGGAUGUGAUGUCAAGGGCUACAUGGCCUGGUCUUUGAUGGACAACUUUGAGUGGGCUGAAGGAUACGAGACCCGAUUCGGCUGCACCUAUGUUAACUACGAAGUUGGUCAAGUCAGGACUGCAAAGAAGAGCGGCAAUGAGAUGGCAGGUCUAUUCAAGGGAUUGAUUAAAUCCGAGUAA